This is a messenger RNA of Diospyros lotus (date-plum), 2581 nucleotides long. Its product is annotated as probable acyl-activating enzyme 17, peroxisomal. NCBI's taxonomy places the organism in Eukaryota, Viridiplantae, Streptophyta, Magnoliopsida, Ericales, Ebenaceae. The record is from RefSeq and is a predicted model, not a curated record.
AUGAAGCGUGGAUUUCACCAAACUCAAUUGCAACUACUACUCCCUCUGGUCUUCAAACCCGAUAUACAAAUCAAAUCUUCAUAUGGCCGGACUCUAAUCGAGCUGAUUGAUUGCGGAAGAAGAAGAAGAAGAAAAAGCGAAAAUGGCGUACAAGGCUCUGGAUUCGGUCACCUCCUCCGAUAUCGAAGCUCUAGGGGUAGCGUCAGAUGUUGCAGAGAGGUUUUACGAAAAUCUCUCCGAAAUCGUCCGGAAUUACGGGGCGGCCACUCCGGCCACUUGGAAUCGCAUCUCCAAGGAGCUUCUGACGCCGGAACUUCCCUUCGCUCUUCAUCAGAUGAUGUUUUAUGGCUGCUACAAGGACUUCGGCCCCGAUCCCCCCGCCUGGUUACCCGACCCGGAAACAGCAGCCUUCACCAAUGUUGGCCAGCUGUUGGAGAAGCAUGGGAAAGAGUUCCUGAAUUCAAGAUAUACAGACCCUAUAUCAAGCUUCUCUGAAUUUCAGAAAUUUUCAGUGUCAAACCCUGAGGCUUAUUGGAAAUCUAUAUUGGAUGAAAUGAAUGCAUCAUUUUCAGUGCCUCCUGAAUGCAUUUUACAUGAAAAUCCAUCACACCCAGGAGGUCAAUGGCUACCUGGAGCACAUCUGAAUCUGGCAAAGAAUUGCUUGAGUCUGAAUGGGAAGAGAACUCUUGAAGAUACAAUGGUGAUAUGCCGCGAUGAAGGAGAUAAUGAAACACCUAUAAAGAAGACGACUCUCAAGGAACUGCGCACAGAGGUUUGGUUAGUCGCCCAUGCCCUUGAGACACUUGGAUUGGACAAAGGAUCUGCAAUUGCAGUAGAUAUGCCUAUGGAUGUGAUAUCUGUGGUGAUCUACCUGGCUAUUGUUCUGGCUGGCUAUGUGGUUGUAUCCAUUGCUGAUAGUUUUGCUCCAAGUGAGAUUGCAACCAGGCUAAGAAUAUCAAAGGCAAAAGCAAUCUUUACCCAGGAUUUUAUUAUUCGUGGUGACAAAAGAAUACCUCUAUACAGUAGAGUUAUUGAAGCCCAUUCACCCAUUGCGAUUGUUAUCCCAAGUAGGGGCUCUAGCCAUGACAUGAAAUUGCGUGAUGGUGACAUUUCUUGGCAUGAAUUUCUAGGAAAAGUCAAACAUUUCAGAGAAGUUGAAUUUGUUGCAGUAGAACAACCUGUUGAAGCUUUCACAAAUAUUCUUUUCUCUUCUGGGACUACAGGGGAACCAAAGGCAAUUCCAUGGACCCUUGCAACACCUCUAAAAGCUGCUGCAGAUGGUUGGUGCCAUAUGGAUAUCCGCAGAGGUGAUGUAGUUGCUUGGCCAACUAAUCUUGGGUGGAUGAUGGGUCCUUGGUUGGUUUAUGCUUCACUGUUGAAUGGGGCAUCCAUGGCUUUAUAUAAUGGAUCUCCCCUUGGUUCUGGCUUCGCCAAGUUUGUAGAGGAUGCUAAAAUAACAAUGCUUGGUGUAAUUCCAAGCAUUGUAAGGACAUGGAAAACUACAAACUGUACAGCUAGCUAUGAUUGGUCAGCGAUCCGUUGCUUUGGCUCCACUGGUGAGGCAUCAAAUGUGGAUGAAUACCUUUGGUUGAUGGGGAGGGCUCAGUACAAACCCGUCAUUGAGUACUGCGGGGGUACAGAGAUUGGUGGUGGAUUUGUUUCUGGGUCAAUGUUGCAGCCUCAAUCUUUGUCUGCUUUUAGCACACCAGCUAUGGGCUGCAAUCUGUUUAUCAUUGGCAAUGAUGGAAGUCCACUUCCACCAAAUGUUCCAGGAAUGGGUGAAUUGGCCCGGCCCCUAAUGUUUGGAGCUUCAAGUACACUUCUAAAUGCAGAUCAUUAUAACGUCUACUUCAAGGAAAUGCCUAUCUGGAAUGGACAGGUUCUACGAAGGCAUGGCGAUGUUUUUGAGUUUACUUCUAGAGGGUACUAUCAUGCCCAUGGUCGGGCAGAUGACACAAUGAAUCUUGGGGGCAUCAAGGUAAGUUCGAUUGAGAUUGAGCGUGUCUGCAACACAGUGGAUGACAAUAUCUUAGAGACGGCAGCAGUUGCAGUGCCACCUCCAGGGGGUGGCCCCGAAAGGUUGGUAAUCGCCCUUGUCUUAAAGGAUCUAAGUGAUUCAGCACCGGACUCAAACAAGUUGAGGACAUCUUUCAAUUCUGCUCUGCAGAGUAAACUAAAUCCUUUGUACAAGGUUUAUGAUAUUGUGCCCAUUUCAUCUCUUCCAAGGACAGCUACAAAUAAGGUUAUGAGACGGGUUUUGCGGCAGCAAUUUGCACAAACUGACCAUCUAGGAUCUGGUCAUUGUUAUUCUAAUGGGGCAGGGCAGCAUUUUGGUUGAGAUCAAACUGUCAAAUCCAUCCUCAUCCAAUAAUCAUUCUUGUUUUGUAUCAGUUUGGAAAUUUUCUUUUUCUUUAAGCAAAAGAGGAAGGUGGAGUGUCAAAAAUGGUAACCGUUCUAGGUAUGGUCAUGGGAUUAUUGUUCUAAGGAUCCACUGUUGCGACAAUAAAUGAUAUGGAUGUGCAAGAAAACGGUGUCUAGUAAUAAAUUUGAUUAUUUGUCUUUGACAAGUAAAUUUCUAUCA